This is a messenger RNA of Dictyostelium purpureum, 570 nucleotides long. RefSeq lists its product as uncharacterized. Gene Ontology annotation, cellular component: microtubule cytoskeleton; cytoplasm. Gene Ontology annotation, molecular function: GTPase activity; GTP binding. The record is from RefSeq and is a predicted model, not a curated record. NCBI's taxonomy places the organism in Eukaryota, Evosea, Eumycetozoa, Dictyosteliales, Dictyosteliaceae. Bases 1 to 570 code for a protein of 189 amino acids. The transcript is spliced from 2 exons.
AUGGGAGGAGUUUUCUCGAAAGGAUACCUACCUCAGUUACCAUCAGGCACAUUAAUUAAGCUUGGUAUAAUUGGUUUAGAAAAUUCUGGAAAAACAACAUUAUUAAAUAAAUUUAUAGAUGCAUCGGCGAAAAAACAAAUAAGAUCAGUGCUGGUGUCUACAGGUCUUUCAAUUGAAUCAAUGUUAUUUAAAGGAUGGGAGAUUUUCAUAGGUGAUUUGCUUUAUCCAAAUUAUAUUACCAAAUAUAAGCCAUACUUAUUGGGGUGUGAUGUUAUAAUAUUUAUGGUUGAUUCAUCGGAUCCUCAUCAAAUAUCAGAGGCAAAAAGUCAAAUCGAUUUAUUAAUAGCAGAAGAUUGUAUUAGUAGCAGUGUAUUCUUGGUGAUGGCAAAUAAACAAGAUCAAAAGAGAUCCGUAACACCUCAACAAUUAGAAAACUAUUUAGAAUUGUACAGAUUAACGAUACCUUGGAAAUGUAUUUCCUCUAGUAUUUUAAAUAGUAAUAUAGUUGGUGUGGAGGAUUCAAUUAAAUGGAUUUUAGAUAAUACCGAAGUAAGAAAAAUUUAUACAUAA